Molecule: messenger RNA, 1524 nt
Organism: Tinamus guttatus (white-throated tinamou)
Lineage: Eukaryota; Metazoa; Chordata; Aves; Tinamiformes; Tinamidae
Source: RefSeq, a predicted model, not a curated record
AUGGCUCAUGGCUGCUGCUAUUUAAGUCGAAGAUUAAAUCAGCUAUCGAGCCAUGAUCCAUUAUGGAAAAGACACUGCAAGAAGUACUGGCUUAUUUCAGAAGAGGAAAAAAAUCAACGAAAUCAGAGCUGGAAGGCGAUCUUCAUUAGUACUUACUGUGAUCUAGGAAGAUAUAUCCAGUAUUAUGCUACACUGAAAAAGGCCUGGGAUGACUUGGAAAAAUACUUAGGACAGCGGUGUCCUCGGAUGAUUGGUUCUUUGAAAGAGAGUGUGCAGGAGGAGGAUCUAGAUGCUGUGGAAGCACAAAUAGGUUGCAAACUUCCUGAUGAUUAUCGAUGUUCAUUUCGUAUUCAUAAUGGACAGAAGCUAGUUGUUCCUGGUUUGAUGGGAAGUAUGGCAUUGUCCAACCACUACCGCUCUGAAGACUUGCUGGAUAUUGACACAGCUGCUGGAGGUUUUCAACAGAGGCUAGGUCUGAAACAAUGCCUUCCUCUUACCUUCUGCAUUCAUACUGGCCUGAGCCAAUACAUGGCCUUGGAGAGUGUGGAGGGUCGAAAUAAAUACGAGAUCUUCUAUCAAUGUCCAGACCAAAUGGCUCGGAAUCCAUCUGCUAUUGAUAUGUUCAUUACAGGUACCUCCUACUUGGAAUGGUUUACAUCUUACGUAAACAAAGUUGUAACUGGUGGUUACCCUAUCAUCAGAGACCAGAUUUUCAGGUAUGUGCAUGAUAAAGAAUGUGUUGCUACUACAGGAGAUAUUACUGUUUCUGUGUCCACAUCUUUUCUACCUGAACUCAGUUCUGUACAUCCACCUCAUUAUUUUUUCACUUACAGAAUCAGAAUUGAAAUGUCCAAAGAUGCCCUUCCUGAGAAGGCUUGUCAGCUGGACAGUCGAUACUGGAGAAUAACAAAUGCCAAAGGUGACGUAGAAGAAGUUCAGGGUCCUGGAGUAGUUGGGGAAUUUCCAAUAAUCAGUCCAGGGAGAGUCUAUGAAUACACCAGCUGUACUACAUUUUCUACCACUUCCGGAUAUAUGGAAGGAUAUUACACUUUCCAUUGCCUUUACUACAAGGACAGAUUCUUUAAUGUUACAAUUCCCAGAUUUCAUAUGGUGUGUCCGACGUUCAAGGUGUCUACAGCACGGAUAGAAACGAAUCAUAAUGAAUACGCCGUGGAUGAAGACGAAGAUUCGACAGACACUGACGAGUACGAAGACAGGCGCAGAGUGUUGGACAUUCCUGCACCUUCUGGUCGCUGCCCACGUCACACCUGAUGGGAUUUUUUUUUUUUCCCAAAAUGGAACAAACUGAUGGUCGCAGAAGCUGAACUCUUUGGGGCUAGUGCAUAAAAAUAUUUCUGACUAUUGUAAAUGAACUUUCUGUUGCACAGCAGGGCAACUAGCAUGAAUGUUGGUGCCAGUUCUCAUAUUAAUUGGAGUAUACUUUUUUUUUUUUUUCUCCUGUGGUUUGGAAUGGGGGGGGGCAGGGAGGGAGAGAAAGAUGUUUGGGUUCUGUUCACUUUUUUU